GGUAGCAAUAUAACGGAAUGGACAAAACAACUUCUUGAUAAAGCAGCAAGUGAGGAACCGGAUUGUACGGCAUAGAAGUGAAUCGGAGGAAUUUGAAGUGGAGACUGGAGAUGGCGAAGGUCGUUGACGUUGAGCGUUAUAGUGAAGACAAUAAGAAACAGGCGCAAGAAUUAGAAGAUGAAGAAAGCUUCUCGUAUGCUGUGCAGCUUGGCAACUCUGUUGUGCUUCCCAUGGCACUCAAAUCCGCAACUGAUCUGGGCGUAUUUGAUGUAUUGCAGAAAGCUGGUAGCGGUGCUAACCUCUCUGCAAAGGAGAUUGCAUCCCAGCUUUCAUGCGAGAACCCUCAAGCACCAACGAUGUUAGAUCGUCUCCUUGCUCUUCUAGCCUCUCACUCUAUACUUAAAUGUUCGGUCCUUCCUGUUCCUGAUGAGAAAAACCUUGGAUCCUUUCAAAGACUAUAUAGCAUGGCUCCUGUCGCCAAAUUCUUCGCCCCCGAUUCUGAUGGUUUUUCAUUAGGGCCCUUGUUGGCCUUGUUACAAGAUAAGAUCUUCUUAGAAAGCUGGUCCCAGCUGAAAGAUGCGAUUCGGGAAGGGGGCAUUCCAUUCAACAGGGUUCAUGGUACACAUGCCUUUGAGUAUCCAGGCUUGGACUCAAGGUUCAAUGAUGUUUUUAAUUCAGCAAUGAUCAAUCACACCACUCUAGUUAUGAAGAAGGUUCUGGAAUGCUACAAAGGUUUUGAUGACAUAAAAAGGCUUGUGGAUGUUGGUGGUGGUCUUGGAAUUAACAUUAACAUGAUCACUUCCAAAUACCCUCAUAUCCAGGGUGUCAAUUUCGACUUGCCUCAUGUCAUAGAACUCGCCCCUUCCUAUCCUGGAGUGGAACACGUUGGCGGAGAUAUGUUUGCAAGUGUGCCUAAGGGAGAUGCCAUCUUUAUGAAGUGGAUACUUCAUGAUUGGAGUGAUGAGCACUGCUUGAAGCUGUUGAAGAAUUGCUAUGAUGCAAUUCCUGAUGAUGGAAAGGUGAUAGUAGUGGAGGCAGUUCUUCCUAUUAUACCUGAGACUAAUGCUGCUUGGAAGUCGGUGUCCCAAACGGAUGUUCUAAUGAUGACACAAAACCCUGGAGGGAAAGAGCGAAGUGAGCAAGAAUACAUGGAAUUGGCAACUGCAGCUGGAUUUAGUGGCAUUAGAUAUGAAUGCUAUGUCCGCACCUUUUGGGUUAUGGAGUUCUUCAAGUAAAUACCAUGUGCUACUGCUGCCUUGUGGAAUUGUAGCUUUUUCCUACUUCUGGUUUCCUAUUACAAAACAAGCUCAAAUGUGUACUACAUUCAGUAUUUCAAUUUAUAAUAAUCCCCCCCACGGUGUGCAUGGUGAUAAAAGUGAUAUGAAACAGUAUU
This is a messenger RNA of Gastrolobium bilobum, 1393 nucleotides long. RefSeq names its product cathecol O-methyltransferase 1-like. Gene Ontology annotation, biological process: methylation. The record is from RefSeq and is a predicted model, not a curated record. The coding region runs from base 111 to 1235 and encodes 374 amino acids. NCBI's taxonomy places the organism in Eukaryota, Viridiplantae, Streptophyta, Magnoliopsida, Fabales, Fabaceae. The transcript is spliced from 4 exons. Gene Ontology annotation, molecular function: S-adenosylmethionine-dependent methyltransferase activity; O-methyltransferase activity; protein dimerization activity.